Molecule: messenger RNA, 1734 nt
Organism: Hemiscyllium ocellatum (epaulette shark)
Lineage: Eukaryota; Metazoa; Chordata; Chondrichthyes; Orectolobiformes; Hemiscylliidae
Gene: fndc10
Product: fibronectin type III domain containing 10
Exons: 1
Coding region: 334-1113 (259 amino acids)
Source: RefSeq, a predicted model, not a curated record
GGGAGUUUGAGUCCAGUGUGUGUGUGUGUGUGUCUGUUUUCCUCAUCCCAAGGACAUCAGGUGGACUGAAAGUCAAGGCAGUGACAUCACUGAGAGGCUGGCUACACUCACUCUCUCUCAGGCGAGAGGCAGCAACAAGGAGAAAGCAACAGCUCCAGAGAGAGAGAGAGAGACAGAGACCCCCUCCCCCUUAUACAAACACACACACACACACACAUACAGGGAGAGAGGAGGCGCUGGCGGAGCCCCUAGGCUGGAGGAUGUGAGUGAGACAGAGAGAGCGGAGGCUCGGUGCCUUUCCUCGUCCCCCCCUCCAGGACCCCGGGAGGCAGGAUGCUGCUCCUGCUGCUGCCGCCGCUGCUGCUGCUUCUGCGCUGGGGCGAACCCCGGCUCCAGGACGGGGACGCGCUGGUCGGCAGCUCCUGGAACACCAGCCGAGCCGGGCUGCUCAGAGCGCGGGCAGGAGCAGCAGGGGAGACCGGGGCGCCGAAGAGCAGCGAGGCGGAGCCGCAGGAGGAGCCGGGCAGCGGUCUGGAGGACAGCACUUGCGCCUACAAGGUGCUGCUGAACGGGAGAGGAGGAGGAGGGGGCAGGAUCUGCUUCAGGAGCACGGACAGCGGGUUCCGCUGCGGCCCGGGGAGCUGCCGGGUGUACCGCUCGGGCCCCUGGCUGGUGGCGAACGUCCUGGCGAACAGCAGCGUCUUCCUGCAGUGGCGGCCGCGGAGCCUGCGCCACCUUCGGGGCUUCCAGCUGAACUGCAGCUGGAGCGGCCUCUACACCCAGUUCCAGUGCGACAGCGUGCAGCUCGGGGUCUCCUGCCGGGACUACCUGCUCAGCAGCGUCCACGACAGCGUGGAGUACCGCAUCUGCCUGCACACCCUGUACAGCGGCGGCGGCGGCCGGAGGGACGAGGAGUGCCUGCAGUUCCGCGCCGAGCCCGCCGGCAUGCAGGACAUUGUCAUCGCCAUGACCGCCGUCGGGGGCUCCAUCUGCGUGAUGCUGGUGAUCAUCUGCCUGCUGGUGGCCUACAUCACCGAGAAUAUCAUGCACCCCGCCUUCGGCCGGCCUUCCGCCAAGCGGGCACGCGAGGAGCACCGGCUCGCCGCUUCAUAAUCUACACGCCUCACCCGCAUUUAUAGACAGGAACCAAAAAAAACAACAACAAAAAAAACAAACACAAACUUUUUUUCAGGAGCAGCCAUCAAAAGUAGCCAGGAGGGGGAAGCAAAGAGGAGGAAGUGCACCUGGAAUCAGCCCUCUCUCUCUCUCUGCAGUUUGAGGAGGGACAGGGAGAAACACACACACACACAGUCUGCUGACCCCCUGCCUUUCCCAGAAGGGAUCUGUCUGCAACUUCAGGACUCCAGGGGGUGAUGAAGGUCGACAGACACAGACAGACGGCUCUACUUUUGAGUUGGAAUGAACACUGGGAGCAGCUGGAGUUGGCCCCCUCGCUGUGUCCCACUUCAAAAGUGACUCCCUUCCCCCUUUUCGGUGUCAAGGCGACCUUGGAAACGCUGACCGCCCGGAAGGAGCGGACCGCAAUCGCUCUCAGACACGAAGAAGCACAACCGAUAACACGAGAGACCGUUCAUCUCCUGUUCGGAUCAAAUUCUGUUCGACUCGUGUGUGUUUCAUUUUUAAGAUUUAAGUUCUACUUCAGAGAACAGAAUCUGUCCCAUGUAAAUGUACAGGUACCGUUCGAGGGGAAUAAAGUCCGAACAUUGACUUGUA